AUGCCUGUUAUGAAGGGAUUACUUGCGCCACAGAAUACAUUUCUCGACACCAUAGCGACACGUUUUGACGGCACACACAGCAACUUUAUCCUGGCCAAUGCUCAAGUGUCAAAAGGCUUUCCCAUCGUGUACUGCUCGGAUGGCUUCUGUGAACUCACAGGCUUCACACGCACUGAGGUCAUGCAACAGAGCUGUACCUGUAAGUUCCUCUAUGGGCCUGAGACACGUGACAAUAUCAUCGUACACGUGGAUGAGGCCUUGGAGGAACGGAAGGAGUUCAAAAAGGAAAUCAUGUUCUACAAAAAAUCUGGGUGUGUGUUCUGGUGUCUGCUGGACAUUGUACCUAUUAAGAAUGAGAAGGGGGAUGUUGUCCUGUUCCUGGCUUCAUUUAAGGACAUCACAGACUGCCAAGCUAAACCAAUCCAUGAGGACAAGAGAGAAGAAUGCCAUCGUGGACGGAUCAAAGGAGGGUCUCCCUUUGGUUCCACACGUCUACGCUCAAGCACUGUUCUGUACCACAUUUCAGGACAUCUUCACAACCGACAGAAAAAGAGCAAAAUCAAGCUUAACAAGAAUGUGUUUGGUGACCCACCUGCUUUGCCAGAGUACAAGGUCGCUGAUGCCAAGAAGUCAAAGUUCAUCCUACUUCACUUCAGUAGCUUCAAAGCGGGCUGGGACUGGUUGAUCCUGCUGGCCACAUUCUAUGUGGCUGUGACGGUUCCAUACAAUGUGUGCUUCAUCGGUGAUGAAGACGUAACGCGUAGCACUACUGUCAGCGACAUUUCAGUGGAAAUUCUCUUCAUCAUAGACAUCGUGUUCAGUUUCCGUACCACUUACGUGAGUAAGUCAGGUCAGGUGAUCUUUGAUGCUCGUCUGAUCUGUAUCCACUAUAUGACCACCUGGUUCAUCGUUGAUCUGGUGGCUGCAUUGCCGUUUGACCUCCUGUACGCCUUUAAAGUCAGCGUGGUUUCCGUGGUGCACCUGCUGAAGACAGUGCGUCUGCUACGUUUGCUGCGACUGCUACAGAAGAUGGACCGGUAUUCCCAGCACAGCACGGUUGUGUUGACCCUGCUCAUGUCCAUGUUUGCACUGCUAGCUCAUUGGAUGGCCUGCAUCUGGUAUGUGAUUGGCAAGAAGGAAAUGGAGAGCAACGCUCACACCUGGGACAUUGGCUGGCUGCAUGAGUUGGGGAAGCGUUUAGAGUCUCCGUAUGAAGGUGUGGGUGUGGUUAAUGGCUCGACGAGCAGCGGGCCUUCUCUCAGGAGUAUUUACAUUGCUUCACUCUACUUCACCCUGAGCAGUCUGACCAGCGUUGGCUUUGGCAACGUCUCCGCAAAUACAGAUGCUGAGAAGAUCUUCUCUAUCUGCACCAUGCUUAUCGGAGCGCUGAUGCACGCUCUGGUUUUUGGUAACGUCACAGCCAUUAUCCAGCGGAUGUAUUCGCGUUGGUCCCUUUAUCACACACGCACUAAAGACCUGAAAGACUUCAUCAGAGUCCACCACCUACCCCAGUCACUCAAACAGCGUAUGCUAGAGUAUUUCCAGACUACCUGGUCUGUCAACAAUGGCAUUGACUCCAAUGAGUUGCUGAAGGACUUUCCAGAUGAGUUGCGUUCUGAUAUCACCAUGCAUUUGAACAAGGAGAUCCUGGAGCUUGCUGUGUUUUCCUCACUUAGCCGUGGCUGCUUGCGUUCUCUCUCACUGCACAUCAAGACAUCUUUCUGUGCUCCUGGGGAGUACCUCCUCCGACAGGGAGAUGCACUACAAGCCCUUUUCUUCGUUUGCUCAGGCUCCAUGGAGGUGCUGAAGGAUGGCAUGGUGUUAGCAAUCCUUGGGAAAGGUGAUCUGAUUGGAGCCAACCUGUCCAUGUAUGACCGUGUCAUUAAGACGAAUGCAGAUGUGAAGGCACUCACCUACUGUGACCUGCAGUGCAUUAAUCUGAAGGGCCUGUAUGAGGUGCUUGACCUUUACCCUGAGUACUCCCAUCGCUUCGUCCAGGACAUCACACAUGACCUCACCUACAACCUAAGGGUGGGGCAGGAGAGCCAUAUCAUAUCCCGGAUGUCUAGUAAGACUACAGCAUCACAGGUGCGUAGUAGACUAGAGUUGUUGGUCAUUCUCCAGCAGGAGGCUUUGCAGCAUCAAGGCCAGAACCGCAAGGCUGAGGAACAGCUUCUGGUUGUUGAUGGUACAGAGGACGAUGAUGGCAUAGAGAUUACUCCAGCAUGUACCUUCUCUGGUCUCCAACAAACUCCCAGUGAGCUGACCAGCACUACUGCCCCACAAACAGAUAUUCUACACAUGAGUACGAUGGAUUUAGCAGCUAAAUCUGAAGAGACCAGAAGACAGUUGAACCACCUGGACAAAGAGGUGAGCUGUUUAGGGCAGGAGGUGGCUGAGCUUGGCAGAGCGAUGCGGGGUCUCACCUUCCUAAUGGAGUCUCUGAUUGCAUCACCCCAAACCCCAAACUCCCACACCCCUCUCUGCUUCCCAGGACACCCAUCAGCUGCACACACUCAUCCAGAAACAAGCUGUCCCCCUAAUCCCUUCUCAGAGAUGCACUGUAGGACGCAUUCGGGGGCACACGUUUCUGCUCCGCCCAGACCACAGGACCUGCCGCUGACUCACCCUUCCUCGUCGCCAGACACUUCGGAGCCUUCUUCUAUCACAUUACUAUUCACAUCCUCACUUCACACAAAUGUCUCUACAGAGCCUAUCUUGCCCUUGUCUCCUAACAGUGGAGUGGGAAUGCCCCGAACCCGCUCACACAGCCUUGAGACUCCACCACCGCCAAGGUACGCAUUCCACCAUCACAUGCCUGGGACCCUGCCCAGGGCUGUGCAGCCCUCUCCACAAACAAGGGACAGGCACCAUCCUCUGGGUUUGUAG
Molecule: messenger RNA, 2889 nt
Organism: Chanos chanos (milkfish)
Lineage: Eukaryota; Metazoa; Chordata; Actinopteri; Gonorynchiformes; Chanidae
Gene: kcnh8
Product: potassium voltage-gated channel, subfamily H (eag-related), member 8
Exons: 16
Coding region: 1-2889 (962 amino acids)
Biological process (GO): potassium ion transmembrane transport; regulation of membrane potential
Cellular component (GO): plasma membrane
Molecular function (GO): voltage-gated potassium channel activity
Source: RefSeq, a predicted model, not a curated record